CUAUUUCUUUUCUCGUGUCAAUGAAAGCGAUACCCUCAUAAAUUCCCAGGCUAAUAGAUUUCAAUUUUGAGAGAGGCUAUAAAUUCGAGUUGGUGGACGUAGGUUUCCCUUAGCUACUAAGAUUUCUGAUUUUUCCUCUUCAUUUCUUCUUUAUAAAUCCCUAAAUUUAAUUAUUAUUAUAAACCCUUAUCGAUCGAUUAGUGUUUAGUAAAUAACUGUUUCUCGGGAAUCUUUAAAAUGGAAUUUUACUCUUACCCAUCUCAACAAAUGGCUUCAUCUUCUUCAAUUUUAUGUAAUUUGGGCGAAAAAAUUCGUGGAACCCUAAGUUUUGCUGUCUCUGUGACUCUUGGAAGUCUUUUCUCUGCCUUCUUCACAUUCUGUUUUGCUUUAGUUGGAACACUUUUGGGAGCCAUGACUGGUGCUUUAAUUGGCCAAGAGACAGAGAGUGGAUUUGUAAGAGGAGCUGCCAUUGGGGCUAUCUCUGGUGCUGUUUUCUCAAUCGAGGUUUUCGAAUCGUCCGUUGUUCUUUGGCGAUCGGAUGAAUCCGGCAUUGGCUGCCUUCUUUACUUGAUUGAUGUCAUUGCGAGUCUUUUGAGUGGAAGGCUUGUUCGUGAACGAAUUGGUCCUGCGAUGCUGAGUGCAGUUCAGAGUCAGAUGGGUGCUACGGAAACAAACUUUGAAGAAGUCACAAAUAUCUUUGACACGGGCUGCGUGAAGGGUUUACCAGGAGAUUUAGUUGAGAAGAUACCUAAGAUCAAUAUUACAAACAAGAACAAUAAAGAUGCUUCAGGAGAAAGAGUUUCCUGUUCCGUUUGUCUUCAGGAUUUCCAAAUUGGCGAAACAGCUCGCAGUUUACCCGAUUGUCAUCACUUGUUUCACCUUCCUUGCAUCGAUAAGUGGUUGAUGAGGCAUGCUUCCUGCCCCUUGUGCCGAAGAGAUCUGUAAUGUAUUCACUCGUGUCCAAAUUUUGACCCCGUUAACUUAUACACCGUAUGAUAAUUCGUAGCUUUUUUUUUUUCCCUUUCUAAUCUUUAUAUGUUGAGGUAGUGUUUUUUGUUCAUUAUUAUUCUAAAACACCCUCAAAUAGAUUAGUUAUUAUAGCUUGUGCCUCCUUUGUUUAUGGCGUUGUAUUUGAAUUAAUGAUCUUGUAUAAAGCUCGAGAGUUGAUCAUGCUCUUUUUUUUUUUCCUUACACUGACCCAACCACUGACCUUGUGGUAUUUCAUUAUUAUUA
Messenger RNA from Chenopodium quinoa (quinoa), 1233 nucleotides. RefSeq names its product NEP1-interacting protein-like 1. NCBI's taxonomy places the organism in Eukaryota, Viridiplantae, Streptophyta, Magnoliopsida, Caryophyllales, Amaranthaceae. Bases 238 to 945 code for a protein of 235 amino acids. The record is from RefSeq and is a predicted model, not a curated record. The transcript has 5 exons.